CCGCUCCGCGCUCCGCCCGCACCGGGCCCGGGUAGCGUGCGGCCCCGGCCCAGCCAAGCCCGGCCCGGCCCGGCCCGGCCGCUCCGCGGGCACCGGCGGGCGCUGCCAGGAGGGCCAUGCCGGGCCGGGUGCCCCUCCGAGCCCUCCUGGUCCUCUUCCUCCGCAUCCUCCUCCUCCUGGGCUCGGCGCGGGCCGCGGGCGCAGAACCUUCUCCCCAUUUAGCAGCUCCAAAGAAUGUGGAGGUUUAUUCCUACAACUUCCACAGUGUGCUGAGAUGGUCUCCAGGGGGGACAGACUCGGUGUUAUACACAGUGCACUAUAGAACCAGAGGGGCCUUUCCUGUCUGGAAUGAGAUGAACUGCACCCGGAUCCCCCAGACCGAGUGUGAGUUCCCCCUGGAGAUUCGGAAGCGGCGCUGGACGAUCCUCCUGCGAGUGAGGGCUGAGCAGGGCCAGGACUGCUCCGACUGGGUGGAGACCCCGCCCUUCGUGGCAGAGAGGGACACCACUCUGGGCCCCCCCAAGGUGAACAGGGUGAGUGCCAGCUCUGACUCGCUGCUCCUCAGUGUCAGCCCCCCUUUCACACCCGAGCCUGGGGACAGUUUUCAGUACCGUGUGUUCUACUGGGAGAACUCAACAAGUACCACGAGAAAGUCUUUUGAACAGGAACAAGAGGCACACAGGACACUAUUGCAAAUUGAAAAACUAAAGGAAUCGACACUUUAUUGCUUUAGCCUUCAAGUAGAAUUUGAGGGAGUCUUUGGCAACCUGCUAGGACAGGAAAGCGCCCCGAAGUGUCACAGAACUGCCAUCAGUGAGGCAACCAGAGCUGGACACAUCACCCUGCUGUGCCUCUUGGGGUUAGUCCUUGUAAAUCUGGCGACAGCCGUUUUGCUGCUCCUGUGGAAACACCGCCAGAAAGUCAAACAGUGGGCUCAGCCACCCUUGAAAAUCCCCUCACACUUCGAAGAGUUCCUCAGGGACCCUGGCAUGCCUGGCUUGGAGGAGUUGGACAAUUCCAUGGAGGAUGAUCCCCAGGCUGUUGAAACUGGAGAAGGAAUCCGAGCCGGAGCAGCAGCCCAGGGUGACGACUCCUCAUCCAGCACCUCCAGGCCCAGGGAAACCACUGAAGAGCCACCCCAGCGAGUGUCACCUGCUCCAGGGUUUCCAGCAGCUGCUCCUGUGGCGUGGCUGCUGCCAGGACAAUCCUGAGCAGGACACGGACCCUGGGAUGUGUUCCAGGGGCUUCUCCUGAGCUCCCCCAGCACCUCAUUCUGCCAAAGACACUGGAAGGAGGAACACGGAAGGGAAACGAACACUAAAGUCCUAAAAAAGGUUAAAUUCCCACCCCAGGUUGGAAUAAAGCUUUGAGGAAUAGCAGCACUUUACAGGAGGAUGGAGGAGAACGUGGGAUUUUUCAGGGAGUGAAUCACUGCAAUGUGAAUUCCUUUUACAGUGGAUUUUCUUUUGUUGGCAAUAAUACUCUUGUUAUAUCCACCCCACUCCGCUUCUCUGAAUCAUUUGCAGCGCGUGGCAAACUAAAAAGAGAUUUGUUGGUCCUUCCGCUGCUCAGGAUGAAGCUGUGCCAGAAACUCCUCCCAGAGAGGCCUCCUCCUGUCUGCUUCCUCCCAGCCUCCUGGAAGCAUUAAUCUGCUCCUGCAGCCACCCCAGUGUCCUGCACAGCCAAACAGACUGGAAAAUAACACUUACAACAUGAAUCAGUCGUUAUCAGACACUAAAACCUCUUGUUCACCUCCAGCAAAGGGAGAGCUGACUGAGAGAGAUGCUUGGAGUGCCUUAAAGAAGGGCCCACGUUCAGCCUCCUGGGGGGUCUGGGAGGUGUCCAAUAAAGCACAAAGAACAAGGGAGCCACUUCUGUACUAAAAAGAUGGGGUUUAAUUGAUGAUUUUCCCGGGUUUGAUAGAAAUUGUGUCAAAGAAAGAAAAGAAAAUGGGCUUGUCUGUUUGCAAAUCACUCCUUGGAGUCCCUGUCAGAGCUGGGGGUAACUGAGGUGAUGCCAUCCCAGCCUUUCCAGGGACACUCCAGGCCAGCGGCCAAAAGCUUUAUCAGGUGUUUCCUUGCAGAACUGAUGUAAUCCCCUGGGAUUAGGCAACCUGCUGACACAAGGGAGUUGUGUGAAGCCUGAGUCAUGAUUCGUGGCUGGAGGAACUGUCAGGAGCUGCAGAGCAUCUGCUUUUAACCAGCCCUGUUCCCUGGGCUGGGCUGGGCACAACUGGGCAGCCACAGCUCACAGCAGCACCAACCCAAUGCCCAGCAGAGGGCACGACUGUUAAACAUCUCCUGGCAAAAUAUAUAUAUAUAUACACAUAAUAUAUAUGUAUAUCUAUCUAUCUAUCUGUCCCUGAAUAAACCCUACACUGGC
Messenger RNA from Myiozetetes cayanensis, 2382 nucleotides. It is a transcript of the gene IFNGR2, whose product is annotated as interferon gamma receptor 2. NCBI's taxonomy places the organism in Eukaryota, Metazoa, Chordata, Aves, Passeriformes, Tyrannidae. Gene Ontology annotation, molecular function: protein binding. The record is from RefSeq and is a predicted model, not a curated record.